Molecule: messenger RNA, 336 nt
Organism: Durusdinium trenchii
Lineage: Eukaryota; Dinophyceae; Suessiales; Symbiodiniaceae
Source: the annotation of a GenBank genome assembly
AUGGGUGAUUAUGCUUUUGUCACCUCAAAGCUGCAGGAAAGAGAUGUAAUUAUCCUCUUCAGCAAGACAUAUUGCCCAUUUGUGCAGAAGGCCAAGGAGGUUCUUGCUUCAUUGCGGCCAAAGCCUGUGAUGACAGUGAUCGAACUGGACUUGAUGGGAGAGCCAAGACAUGGGCCCAUUCAACAAGUCUUGCGGAAACACACUGGCUCUUCAACCGUGCCACAGGCCUUUGUGAACGGGACUUACAUUGGAGGCUGCCAAGAGAUGAGCAAUCUCCACACACGAGGAGAAUUAUUGCCAAUGCUUCAAAGACUGGGAUGCAAAUUUGAAACUUAG